This is a messenger RNA of Ectocarpus siliculosus, 2963 nucleotides long. Lineage: Eukaryota; Phaeophyceae; Ectocarpales; Ectocarpaceae. The record is from the annotation of a GenBank genome assembly.
AUGAGGCUGGCACCGAGGGAGAUCGAGAAGAUCAGGCUGCACAAUGUCGGCUUCCUUGCGCAGAAGCGCUUGGCUAGGGGCACCAGGCUCAACCUCCCGGAGUGCGUCGCUCUCAUCGCGACUCAGUUGCUUGAGUUCAUCAGGAAUGGGGCGAGCGUGGCGGAGCUUCAGGACACCGGCCGGAAGAUGCUCGGGCAUCGACAGGUGAUGCCUGGCGUUGCCUCGGAGAUGAACGAGGUGCAGGUGGAGGGAACCUUUCCGGAUGGCACCAAGCUCGUCACCAUCCAUGUCCCCAUCUGCAAGGAGAACGGUGACCUCGCUCUCGCCCUCCAGGGAUCAUUCUUGCCAGUGCCCGACCUCUCCGUCUUCAGAGAUUCCGAGGGGGAGACCAUUAGCCUGGGCGAGGUGCUCACUCCAGAAGGCGAGCAGCUCGAGAUUAACAAAGGCAGGCCCACGCUAUCCCUCAGCGUCACGAACAUGGGCGAUCGCCCCAUUCAGGUCGGGUCUCACUUCCACUUCGUGGAGACGAACAAGGAGUUGCGCUUCGACCGCCGCAGGGCCUACGGAAAACGCCUCCACAUCCUCGCCGGCACGGCCGUCCGGUUCGAGCCUGGAGACACGAAGACCGUCACCCUUGUGGACAUCGCUGGGAAUCGCGUCGUCAGGGGGGGCAACGCGCUGUGCGAUGGGCCCGUGGACCCCGCGGCAUGGGACGGCAUCAUGGAGAAGAUCGUUGCGGAAGGAUUUGGACACCAGGAUGAACCCGGUAGCAUGGAGGACGAGGGGGCCAAAACGACCGUUAGUCGGGCAAACUACGCGGCCGUGUUCGGACCGACGACGGGUGACGUCGUGCGCCUCGCGGACACCGACCUUUAUGUGCGGGUGGAGUCGGACUACACCGUGUACGGUGAUGAGUGCAAGUUCGGGGGCGGCAAGGUGCUGAGGGAGGGGAUGGGGCAGGCCACCGGCGUGGGGGCCGCGGAAGCGCUGGAGACCGUCAUCACCAACGCUCUCGUGCUGGACCACACGGGCAUCUUCAAAGCGGACGUGGGCAUGAAGGGCGGGCUCAUCUCCGGCCUGGGCAAGGCCGGCAACCCCGACGUCAUGGAGGGAGUUACCCCCGGCAUGACAGUUGGGGUGAACACCGAGGUUAUUGCUGGCGAAGGCUUGAUCAUUACCACCGGAGGGAUGGACGCCCACGUUCACUUCAUCUGCCCUCAGAUCUGCGACGAGGCGAUCGCAUCGGGACUGACGACCCUCUUGGGAGGAGGGACGGGACCCGCCACGGGGACGAGAGCAACCACCUGCACCCCGCACCCCUCUCACAUGAAGAUGAUGCUCCAAUCCACGGACGCUAUCCCGAUGAACUUCGGCUUCACGGGCAAGGGGAACACCUCCAAGCCGGAGGGGCUCAAGGAGAUCGUGGAGGCCGGUGCGGUGGGCCUCAAGCUGCACGAGGAUUGGGGCACCACCCCCGCCGCGAUCGACUGCUGCCUCACGAUCGCGGAGGAAACCGACAUUCAGGUCACGAUUCACACCGACACGCUAAACGAGUCGUGCAGCCUGGAGGGCUCCGUGGCUGCCUUCAAGGGCCGCACCAUCCACACGUACCACAGCGAAGGGGCGGGCGGGGGGCACGCGCCCGACAUCAUCGCCGUCUGCGGGGAGCCGAGUGUCAUCCCGUCCUCCACGAACCCGACCAGACCGUAUACGACCAACACCAUCGACGAGCACCUGGACAUGCUGAUGGUGUGUCACCACCUGGACAAGGGGGUACCCGAAGACGUAGCCUUCGCCGAGAGCCGCAUCAGGGGGGAGACGAUCGCUGCGGAGGACAUCAUGCACGACAUCGGGGCCAUUAGCGCCAUGUCAUCUGACUCCCAGGCCAUGGGCAGGGUGGGCGAAGUGAUCACUAGGACAUGGCAGACAGCGGACAAGAUGAAGAAGCAGCGUGGUCAGCUUGACGAGGACAAGGCGGCCGAUGAAGCUUCCGCGUGGACCCCUGAGGGAGUGACAACCGACAACUUCCGAGUACGGCGGUACCUGGCGAAGUACACCAUCAACCCCGCACUCGCGCACGGCAUGUCGCACCUGCUGGGAUCCGUCGAGACCGGAAAGCUAGCCGACCUCGUUCUCUGGAAGCCUUCCCUCUUCGGCGCGAAGCCCGAGAUGAUCCUCAAGGGGGGCCAGGUGGCGUGGUCACAGAUGGGGGACCCCAACGCCUCCAUCCCUACCCCUGAGCCUGUAGAGAUGCGGGUCAUGUUUGCCGGGAAGGAGGGGACCGGGGCGGCGGCCGGGUGUUCGGUGGCCUUCGUGAGCGGGCCGAGUCUUGCGGAGGGGGGCCCGGUCGCGGGCUACGGGCUCAAGAAGAGGGUGGAGGCCGUCAAGGGGUGCCGUGGGGUGGGCAAGAAGGACAUGAAACUGAACGACAAGCUGCCCAAGAUGACUGUGGAUCCGGAGACCUACGAGGUGCGGGCGGACGGCGAGCUGUUGACGUGCAAACCGGCCGACACGCUGCCCCUCGCCCAGAAGUACUUCCUGUUCUAGAACCGUUUCGGACAAAAUGCGGAGGAAAUUGGAGAUGUAUUAGUUUAACGGCACCACUGCUGUCGGGCACGCUUCAUCACCUGCCCGAGGGACGUUUUUUUUCUUUUACUGAGGAACGUUUGGAGAAACUGUUUUCUUUCCUCCAUGGAAAAAGAAGGAGGAAUGUUCCGAGAUUAUUUUUCUCGUUUCGGUUCAGUUUCCCCUGGUGAAAAAACACGUGAGCACGGCGGCUAAGCCUUUCACUAUCCCGCAGAAGUAUCACGGUACAGGGCACGUCUGUUCCCGCUUCGUGUAUUUCGUUGCGCGAUGACGACAGCAACACCUGUGGGGAUGUUUUUUUUUUCCGUUGUCAACGAGUGGAGUGUUUUUUCCGGGCCGGAUAUAGCCGUAGUAUUACCAGUCCGUUGGAACCGAGA